AUGGCCGCCGUUGCUACCAGCAUCCCGCAGGGGAAGACAAACACACCAGUCUAUACCCAAGAGCAAGAAACAAAAUAUGAGCUUGACUGGGCAGAUCUUGUAACAUUAGAUCUCUCGCAGUUCGACGAGCCAGGUGGGAAGCAGAGACUUGCGACACAGCUAUUCGAUGCGAUCCAGAAAAUCGGAUUCUUCUACAUCAUCAAUUUCGGCUUGACCCAAGAGCAAGUCGACCGACAAUUCGCCAUCGGCAAGGAAGUAUUCCAGCUUCCAACCGAGGAGAAGCUGAAAUACCGGGCGGACCUUGAGAAUGGGGGCUACAACGGCUACAAGCCGCUCGGGCUUCGCGAAGUAAAACCGGGUGUAUUCGACAACACCGAGAUCUACAACAUCCCGAAGUUCAUCCCCGCGCUCGAGAGGUCGCAUCCGGAGAUCAUCAACGAGAACAGAGACGAGAUCGAAGCCUUCGCGCGCCACAUCAACGACGGCAUCGUAGGAAAGCUCCUCGUUCUCUUCGCCAUCAUCCUAGAGCUACCGGAGGAUUACUUCCUACAGAGACAUCGGUACGAGGAGAAGAGUGACUGCCACCUGCGAUACAUGAAGUACCACCACCGGACCGAGGAGCAGAAUCGCAUCCUGGAGAAUGUGUGGGUGAAGGGCCACACGGACUUCGGCAGUUUAACGCUUCUUUUCAGGCAGCCCGUCAGCGCACUCCAAGUCCGAACUCCGGAGGGGCAGUGGAAGUGGGUGAAACCAUACCCGCAAUCGAUCACGGUGAACCUCGCAGAUUCGCUCGAAUUCCUGACGAACGGGUUCCUGAAGAGCAGCAUCCACCGCGUUGUCGCUCCGCCACCGGAUCAGGCCGAUAUCGACCGUCUAGGUGUCUUAUAUUUUGUGAGGCCGGAGGAUAGCCUAGAGUUGCGACCCGUGGUGAGCGAUGUAUUGGCGCGGCUGGGAUACGAUAAGACGACGGAUGGGAGCGCGGUUGGGAUCACGGCGGGGGAGUGGGUGAAGGCGCGUGUGGCGCGGGGAGUUACUAGGGAUAAGCCGAGGAGUGAUGUGUUGGAGCAGGAAAUCAUCGGUGGCAAGGCGGCCAAGUAUUAUGAUUAAACGUAUUUCGCGAAUAAAUAGCAGUAAAUCCAAUCAAUUCUAACAUGAUAUAAUAUGCUUGUUUUGCUUAAAUCCUGUAAAUGAAAUGAGAUUUCGGCUUCUUAACUAUUUUUAGGCAUCGUCGUGAAUAUAUUGGUCAAAGACCUCGGGAUAAAACUUCUUUCCGUUUUCGCGAUGGCUGCGCACCUUCGUUCGUAAUUGCGACUCUCCCCAAGUAUCAUAUCUACCCUUCAAGAAAGCAGAGUCGACCGCGU
Messenger RNA from Annulohypoxylon maeteangense, 1361 nucleotides. Its product is annotated as Clavaminate synthase-like protein. Gene Ontology annotation, molecular function: dioxygenase activity. The coding region runs from base 1 to 1107 and encodes 368 amino acids. NCBI's taxonomy places the organism in Eukaryota, Fungi, Ascomycota, Sordariomycetes, Xylariales, Hypoxylaceae. The transcript is spliced from 4 exons. The record is from RefSeq and is a predicted model, not a curated record.